This is a messenger RNA of Doryrhamphus excisus (bluestripe pipefish), 2878 nucleotides long. It is a transcript of the gene spty2d1, whose product is annotated as SPT2 chromatin protein domain containing 1. Gene Ontology annotation, cellular component: nucleolus. Gene Ontology annotation, molecular function: DNA binding; histone binding. NCBI's taxonomy places the organism in Eukaryota, Metazoa, Chordata, Actinopteri, Syngnathiformes, Syngnathidae. Gene Ontology annotation, biological process: nucleosome assembly; transcription by RNA polymerase I. The record is from RefSeq and is a predicted model, not a curated record.
GACUUAUCUCAUUUCCGGAAAACAGCUUCAGCCCUUCCAUAUUUCGGUGUUGCUUGUCGGUACUGUGGCUAGUAAUGACCGAAUUUAUCAAAUUACUUUUAAUUUCAGAAUGUAUUAAUGUAAUUGAGCCACUUCUAACGGCCUAAGGUCGUACGAAAGUGCUACUUUACCUUCCAGGCUGAUUGGGUUAGCGCUGGCACAGGGCUAGCUAACUUUGCGACUUUGUGCUAGCGUAGGUGGCAACGCAAAGUCGUCUCAUCGCACCAGUUUUCCACAUAAACGACCGAUUUUUUACAAAUAAGUUCCCGAGUAAAGACUCUAGUGGUGUUGACGUAAAGCCCAGACACAGUGCUAUAAAGUGUGAGCUGAAAGUCGAACGCUCAAAUAAAUCGUAUCACUUUUCGCUCAUUUCAAAAGACAGCUGAAACGGCAGUAUAUACUGCCGACAUGAUGGAUUUUGACAACGUAUUAACAAUCGCCACUCAAAACCAAGGGAGUGUACAGAAAAGAUACAGUUUACAAGUUGGUCCACCCAAAAAGGAUGCGAGGUCAAAAGGUGUAAAUCCUGCCGCAGUGCAGGCACUCCUGAAGAGGCGACAACAUGAAGCCAGACUGAAAGAAAGCGAAAUGAAGAAGCAGAAGCAGGAUCUUGUGGCGAAAAGGGUAGAGUUGAAGUCCGAUCGUAAAGCGAGAGCCAUGGCUUCCAGAACGAAAGACAACUUCCAUGGUUACAACGGCAUUCCAGUGGUAGAACCCCCGAAGAAGAGGAGAACUAAGGAGGAAAUGGAGAAAUCAAGAAAAGAUGUAACAUUUCAAAAUGUACUCGACCCAGAGGACGAUGAGGACAAUUACGAGUACGAGCAGACAGACUCAGAGCCUGAUCAAGAUCCAGAACCAGUAAGACCCAUAAAAACGUCAGCUUUCAGUAGUAGCAGUACCUCCAAGCUCUCCCCUAAAAAACCUAGCGGACCACCGAAGCCUUCUUCAUCCUCGCUGAACUUUGCAGAUCUGCUGAAAUUGGCCGAAAAGAAGCAAUACGAACCAGUGGAGUUAAAACCCAAAGCAACGAAGGAAGAAAGACUCCGCACAGCCGAAGAGAUAAGGGAACUCGAGAUCGAACGAAGGGCAAAGCGGCGAAUCAAAGACCCUACGACUCAGUCCAGUUCCACCGCAGUCAGGAAAAACCCGUCUGAGAAGGAGCAGAAGAAUGGUAAACCACAAAAGAGCUCAUCGCAAAGACCUAGUCAGCCGUGUGGAACGAAGAAGAAGCCUCAGUCUACACCUUCUUCUAAGACCCCCGUUGGUGAGAGAGACAGACCCAAGACUGUAGUACCCUCCAAGGCCGCAUCUUCUCAGGUUUCAACCAAACAAGGGGUCCCUAAGCCUUCAUCUAGUAAUACAUCCAUCAUUUCAAGUGAACUUAGAUUAAAAAAGGAAAGCUCUUCAUCCGUUCAGGGAAGACCUUCAGGUCCACCUCAAUCCAGACCUUUUGGUUCAUCUGUCAGAGAUCUCAAAUCUCCGAAUGGUAACCCACAAAGAACUAAACCUACUCAGGGUAGCUCAUCGAAGCAGGAACACACAUUUGCCAAGUCUGGAAGAGGAGAACCACAAAGAUCUGGAAACCAACCCUCGGUAAAAUCUAGUAGCAGUUCUGUGGUUAGACCUUCUUCAAGUGGCCGUCCUAAAGAAGGGAAUAGACCUCAGCCGAGGCCAAUGGGGACACCCCAGACCAAAGCUGGUGUCGGUAGCUUACACGGUCACCCAGCAGGUACCGCAGGCCGGCCGCCAGGGUUCGCACAGGGUCGAGGUACCGGUGGAGGAUCGUUGCCCAACAGGAAACCGUCGGGCAGCUUCGGAUCUGGGCCUGGGAGACCCAAGUGCACGGUGGUAUCCGAGACAAUCUCAUCAAAGAAUAUGAGUGGAACCAGACCGGGAGCUCCUUCUCGACCGGGGAUGCAACAGAUACCCAGACCGGGAGGUCCGACCAGACCGCUGAAUAGACCCCCAGUGUAUCCUCCAGGAACCAUGUUACCGCCCAUCACCAUCGCAUAUAAGAGAAAAUACGAAGAAGAAGAUGAAUAUGAUUCAGAAAUGGAAGAUUUCAUCGACGAUGGAGAUGACGAGCAGGCAGAGGUUUCCAGACACAUUAAGGAAAUCUUUGGCUAUGACCGAAGCAAAUACAAAGAUGAAAGUGACUAUGCUCUUAAAUUCAUGGAGAGCAGCUGGCAAGAUAUGCAGAAAGAAGAAGCAAAGAGUCUCAGAAUGGCCGUGCAGGAAGAUCUAGAGGAGGAGAAAAAGGAGCAAGAGGAGAUGAGAAUGAAGAAUGCCAAAAGGAAAAAAACAAACUGAUGCACUUUAAAACUAUUGUAAUGGACAAUUAAAAAAAAAAAAAAAGCGUCCUGUCACCUGACCAGCAACAGGACCACCCGGUGUGACAUUUUCACAUGGCAAUCACAAAAACCGUUUUGUGUUAUUUGCACUUCCCUCUCUUUUGAGUGACACAUGACACUGGAAGAUUUGCGUUUUUCUUUCAAAUCAAAUCCAGAGAUAACAUUUAAAUCAGAAUAUAUAGAGAAAUGUUUAUUUAGUGUUUAUUUAGGCUGUAGUGAAACAUUCAGUUUCUUUCUUUUCCCCUGUUAUUUAUUUCCUUGUCAUUGCAAAGUCCUAUUUCCUAAAAAAAAAAACCCCAUAACGUUUCAGAUUUUGAGUGCGGAGGAGUGGUAUUGUCUCUUUUUAAGAUGGACUAUACAUAAAUUGGCAUAAAAUGUCAGCUGCCAGUGUCACACAUUUCACUCAAUUGAUUGCAAAGUCAGUUGACCCACAGAAAACAUUUGUAAAUUUGUGUUCCUUUUUAAAACAUUUUCAAACAAAGCUUUGC